Molecule: messenger RNA, 1864 nt
Organism: Lipotes vexillifer (Yangtze River dolphin)
Lineage: Eukaryota; Metazoa; Chordata; Mammalia; Artiodactyla; Lipotidae
Gene: LHX4
Product: LIM homeobox 4
Exons: 6
Coding region: 230-1399 (389 amino acids)
Biological process (GO): neuron differentiation; regulation of transcription by RNA polymerase II
Cellular component (GO): nucleus
Molecular function (GO): zinc ion binding; DNA-binding transcription factor activity, RNA polymerase II-specific; RNA polymerase II transcription regulatory region sequence-specific DNA binding
Source: RefSeq, a predicted model, not a curated record
GCACCAACCCGGGAGAGCGAGAUCAAAGGGAUUUGAAACAGACUGAGGACUGGCGGGGGGAGGGGGCCAGGCAGCCUGUGGAAUCCUCCUGUAGAGGCGGAGGGUCCGGCUUCCACCGUGACUUCGGCGGUCUGGUUGGGUUUUUUAUUAUUUUCAAAUUUCUGAAUCCAGCUUGAGCGAGAGAACGAGAAAUCUCCGUAGACUGCGACUCGCUGGCUCUCGCUCGGAGAUGAUGCAGAGCGCAGCUGUCCCCGCGGAGGGGGCUGUCAAGGGGCUCCCGGAGAUGCUUGGUGUGCCGAUGCAACAGAUCCCCCAGUGUGCUGGCUGCAACCAGCAUAUCCUGGACAAGUUCAUCCUGAAGGUCCUGGACAGACACUGGCACAGCUCCUGCCUCAAGUGUGCAGACUGCCAGAUGCAGCUAGCUGACAGGUGCUUCUCCAGGGCGGGGAGCGUCUACUGCAAGGAAGACUUCUUCAAGCGCUUCGGCACAAAAUGCACGGCCUGCCAGCAGGGCAUCCCCCCGACCCAGGUGGUCAGGAAGGCGCAGGACUUCGUCUACCACCUGCACUGCUUUGCCUGUAUCAUCUGUAACCGGCAGCUGGCCACGGGGGACGAGUUCUACCUCAUGGAGGACGGACGGCUGGUGUGCAAGGAGGACUACGAGACGGCCAAGCAGAACGAUGACUCAGAGGCCGGAGCUAAGCGACCCCGGACCACCAUCACGGCCAAGCAGCUGGAGACAUUGAAGAACGCCUACAAGAACUCCCCUAAGCCCGCCCGGCACGUGAGGGAGCAGCUGUCCUCGGAGACAGGCCUGGACAUGAGGGUUGUACAGGUUUGGUUUCAGAACAGAAGGGCCAAGGAAAAGCGGCUGAAGAAGGACGCGGGGCGGCACCGCUGGGGGCAGCUCUGCAGGAGCGUCCGGAGGAGCCGGGCAGGCAGCAAGCAGAAGGCGAGCUCGGCAGAGGACUGUGGGGCCAGUGACAGUGAGCUGAGCUUCCGAGAGGAUCAAAUUCUCUCAGAACUUGGCCACACCAAUAGGAUUUAUGGCAACGUGGGGGACGUUACAGGCGGACAGUUAAUGAAUGGGAGCUUCUCCAUGGACGGGACAGGACAAUCCUAUCAGGACUUGAGGGAUGGGAGCCCCUAUGGAAUCCCCCAGUCUCCAUCCUCCAUCUCGUCCCUGCCAUCCCACGCUCCUUUGCUCAAUGGGCUGGAUUACACGGUGGACAGUAAUUUGGGCAUCAUUGCGCAUGCAGGGCAGGGAGUAAGCCAGACGCUGAGAGCCAUGGCUGGGGGACCCACCUCUGACAUCUCCACAGGAAGCAGUGUAGGCUAUCCCGACUUUCCAACUAGCCCAGCCUCUUGGCUCGAUGAAAUGGAUCAUCCUCCCUUUUAAGCACCUCUCCUCCCCACCCUACCCGUCCUCUGGCUUGACAGAAUAUCUUCAAGGAUCAAAAGAGACUUGCCUUUUAAGGAUCAAAAGUGCGCCAAUGUGAAUUUCCAUUAUUUUCAAUGGAAGUCCUCUGCCGAUCCUGGGGAGGUCGCGGGACCCCACUAGGGCUUGUUUUCCUGGGAAGUGCUGGGAGAGCAGCCUCGUCUCAGAACACAGCACAGGGGCACAGAGCCCAGAGCGCUAGGGUGCUGGCUUGUCGGCUCCUCCCCCGCCCUGCUUACAGGCUUUGGCUGCACAGUGCUUGGUUGACGGCAUGACUGUGUCAGGCCACCUUGCUCUUUGGGAACUCUGCUCCAACUGGAGUGUCUCAUGAGAUGCCCCCCUGAACCACUGCUCUCACCAGAACCGAGAUUCCUGAGGUAGAGGCAUCACGGCCCUUGAGUACUGAUAAAAGUGAUUUCUGGACCA